AGCGUAUACUUGGCAGCGAGAGAUGUGCUACAGUACGAGGGGAGGCAUGGAGCGGCUCCCGGCUCUGUUGGCUGUCUGUCACUGACCUCACACCUCCAGAGCUGGUGUCCGGUUCACAGCGGGGGGUCCCCUCCUCCCCAGCCCGCAUUCUGCCCCUCCGGGGGGGAUCGUCUGCUCUCACGGAGACAUCGGGCUCCAGCACUGCGAGGCGCUGCUGCCGGCUGAUGAAUGGGUGCCCUCUGAGCACAGCCAGCUCCACGCCGCUCCAUACUUGCUUCGUCUCUUAAGAAGACCACAGCUGAGUAUCCCAGCACAGCACCAGGAGAGUUUAUGCCUGAACCAACAUUAGGCAAAGAAGACGGAAAGCAAAGGAAGGGGGGCGGGGGAGGAGGGGGGAAACAAUCUGAAAGUGAGCCAAGCUGUUGCAAGCAUGUCCUGGUGCUAAACCUGCUGCUUUCAGAGACCGGGGGAGGAGGAACCUUGUUUGGCGGAGAGGGGAAGGACAAAAGAAACUUGAAACUGGCUUUCCUUGUGGCAUGUCAGUCCUGAACACCCCCCCUCCCCACCCCCUGCUCGUUAAAUGAAAGCACCUGAGGAACACGAGAUUGCCUGCGUGAGAGGGAGGGCUGGUGCUGGACUGGGUGAGGGAGCAGAAAGGCAACUUGUGGCUUUGUGGUGUGGCUUACACUGAGAUCAGAGCUAGCGUGCCUGGGGGUGGGAGCAGAAGGAGAAAGGGCACCUGAUGCCAGCUGCCAAUAUGACAGAAACCCUGCAGCUCCCUGCCCUGCAAGUCCCGGAGCAGCAGGUGGUGGAGGGCAGCCGUGCCUGGUCCAGCUCAUCCACCCCCACCCUGCGCAGGAAGCGCUUCAAGAUGAGGCGGAUGAAGAAUGUGCAGGAGCAGAGCCUGGAGGCCAGCAGUUAUCAGGAUUCUCCUUCCUCCAGCAAGGAAUACCUGCAGCUCCCAUCCAUUGAGAUCACCCCCUCCAGUGAUGAGGACACCCCCUGGUCCAACUGCUCCACACCCAGUGCCUCCCCGCGCCGCAAGCGCUUCCUUCUGCGGAAGUGGCUGCGUGUCAGAGAGAAGAAGGAGUGCAGUGAGAGCAGCAGCCAGCAGAGCAGCCAGCAGAGCAGCCAGCAGAGCAGCCACGAUGAUGACUCGUCCCGAUUCCUGAGCCCUCACACGCGUGACGACAGUACUGCCAGUAACUCAAACCGCAGCACGCCUGCCUGCUCCCCCAUCCUGCGCAAACGCUCCCGGUCCCCAACACCGCAGGACUCCCAAGGAGACACCAUGGUGGAAAAAGGCUCAGACCACUCGUCAGACAAAUCCCCUUCCACGCCGGAGCAGGGUGUACAGCGGAGCUGUUCCUCUCAGUCAGGCCGCAGUGGGGCCAAGAACUCCAAGUCACACAAGCGCCUCUCCAAAAAAAGCCAGAGUUGGUAUAAUCAUGAGAGACAGUACAUCCGGAGAGUAUUGAGUCCGACGUACAAACAACGGAAUGAAGAUUUCAGGAAACUCUUCAAACAUCUUCCCGACACGGAGCGCCUCAUCGUAGAUUACUCAUGUGCGCUACAAAGAGACAUUCUCCUGCAGGGCCGCCUCUACCUCUCUGAAAACUGGAUCUGCUUUUACAGCAACAUCUUCCGCUGGGAGACGCUGCUGACAGUUCGCUUGAAGGAUAUCUGCUCGAUGACCAAGGAAAAAACAGCACGGCUCAUUCCUAAUGCCAUCCAAGUUUGCACUGACACUGAAAAGCACUUUUUUACUUCCUUUGGGGCUCGAGACAGGACGUACAUGAUGAUGUUCAGACUCUGGCAGAACGCUCUCCUUGACAAGCCUCUCUGUCCAAAGGAGCUCUGGCACUUUGUCCACCAGUGUUAUGGGAAUGAGCUGGGUCUGACCAGCGAUGAUGAAGACUACGUGCCUCCUGAUGAUGACUUCAACACAAUGGGUUGUAGCUGUACUGAGAGGUGUAAACAUAAAAACCUGUGUUCUCUGUGGCGUCUCAGCUACUGUGAAGAAAUCCCCGUGGAAGAGAAUGAAGUCAAUGACAGCUCCUCAAAAAGCAGCAUGGAGGCCAAGCCAGAAGCUAGCCCUCAGCUGCCAAAGAAAUCAGUAACUGCCAGCACACUGACAUCCACAGGGAGCAGUGAAGCACCAGCCUCGUUUGAUGGGGUGCUACCAGAAGAGGAGGAGGCGGUAGCAGAGAGUCCCGUGGAAAAAGACCUUGGCAUUGCAAAUAUCAUGGGAGAGAAGAUAGAGAUCAUUGCCCCUGUGAACUCCCCUUCCCUGGACUUCAAUGACAAUGAGGACAUUCCCACUGAGCUCAGCGACUCGUCUGAGACCCACGAUGAAGGUGAAGUCCAGGCAUUUUACGAGGACUUGAACGGCCGUCAGUAUGUGAACGAAGUGUUCAACUUCAGUGUGGACAAACUGUAUGACUUGCUUUUCACCGACUCCCAGUUCCAGAGGGACUUCAUGGAACAGCGCCGGUUCUCCGAUAUUAUCUUUCACCCCUGGAAGAAGGAAGAAAAUGGCAAUCAAACCAGAGUGAUCUUGUAUACCAUUACCCUCACCAACCCUCUGGCUCCCAAAACUGCCACUGUCACUGAGACACAGACAAUGUACAAAGCCAGCCAAGAAAGCGAGUGCUAUGUCAUAGAUGCAGAGGUGCUAACUCACGACGUCCCCUACCAUGAUUAUUUCUACACCAUUAACCGCUACACAUUGACUCGUGUUGCCAGAAACAAAAGCCGACUCAGGGUUUCCACAGAGUUACGUUACAGAAAGCAGCCUUGGGGGCUGGUAAAAUCCUUCAUUGAGAAGAAUUUCUGGAGUGGCCUAGAAGAUUAUUUCCGUCAUUUAGAAAGUGAGCUGACCAAAACGGAGAGCACGUACCUGGCUGAGGUCCACAGACAAUCCCCCAAAGAGAAAGUGAGCAAGCAAUCAACAGUCCGCCGGAGGAAACGGGCCCAUGCCCAUCUGCGGGUGCCGCACUUGGAGGAGGUGCUGAGUCCCGUCACCACCCCCACGGAUGAGGAGGUUGCUCACCGAAUCAAGCACGUGGCAGGUUCCACACAGACACGGCACAUCCCCGAGGAGAGCCCCAGUGGCUUCCACCUGCAGAGCGUUUCCAAGCUGCUCCUCGUCAUCAGUUUUGUGAUCUGUUUCAGCCUGGUGUUGCUGGUCAUUCUCAAUAUGAUGCUGUUCUACAAACUGUGGAUGUUGGAGUAUACCACCCAGACGCUCACAGCAUGGCAGGGCUUGCGGCUACAGGAAAGGUUACCCCAGUCGCAGACAGAAUGGGCCCAGUUACUAGAAUCUCAGCAGAAGUAUCAUGACUCAGAGUUACAAAAAUGGCGUGAGAUCAUCAAAUCCUCCGUGAUGCUUCUAGACCAGAUGAAGGAUUCACUAAUAAAUCUCCAGAAUGGCAUCGGGUCCCGGGACUUCGGGUCAGAUCCAGAGGAGAAACGGAAACGUUUCCACUAACAGGCAGGAAUGCAGGAGGCCAGAGGACGGUGUGCAAUAUGUGUAAAUAGGAUAUAUAAAUAUAUAUAUAUAUAAAUAUAUAUACAGAAUAUAAAUAUAUAUAUUAUAUACAGAUUUUAAGAGAAAAAAAAAAAAAAAAGCCUACGUACCGAGAGGAAGGACUGACCUCCAACACUGGCUGAAAUGGAGUGUCUCAGUGGUAGUGUGGGGUGUGUGUGUUGCGUGUGUGUGUGUGUAUGGGAGGGCUGUGCUCUCCUGGCACUGAGGUGUGCUUAGGAAUGCACCCAAGUGUGCUACCCUGGGCCUGUUUGCACCACUGUUCUGUAAUAUUCCUGGCUGUUCGUCUGUCUGUCUGUCUGUUUCUGUUGUUUCAAAGGGAAGCAUCAGAGUGAAUGCCCCUCCCCUCCCUGCGCAUGAAGGUCCCUGACUGAUGAUAUGUAUCUACACAUAUAAAGGGAACACUGUCAACUUUCUUACCUUGCUGGCUUCAGGGCAGAGAGGUUUUGGCAAUCACCAUCGAUCCCUUAUGAAACGAUCCCCCGUUUGGAGAGGAGGCCUCCAGAGGAAUUGCUGUAGGGCUGUGGAGAGCAGGUCUCCCUGGCAAUCAUCUUCUACGUCUCUUGGAGCAGAAAUGCAAUUUGCUGCCAUGCUGGCCAGCCUGGUUCAGAGAGCAAAGCACAGAAUGUAAACGAGCCUGAAAUGAUUCCUCCAAACACUUAGUUUGCCUCCUCCUGUAAUUGAUAGUGCAUUAAUAGCUGAGGAGAUGGCGGGGAGCAGGAGUGUCUGCCCACAUGAUGCUCGGAGUGGGGAGAGCCACACUGCAGAAAGCACACUUCCAUUUCUUUUGACAGUGUCCCCUUUACUUUUGCUGUGGUUCUCUGCUUUCUGUGUGCUUGGGCCCCUGCCAUUAAGCCAUCCCCGUGCUGAAGAUCUACAUCGGUGCUGAUAAGGGCUGCCUGUGGGACUUCUCACAACAGGGAGAGUGCCCCAGCUACAAAAGAAAACCAAAAUGAGUAUUUAUAUGUGAGCACUCCUUCCUGCCAGGCUGUGUGCUGUUAGCACAACAUGGAGUGGGAGAGCUAAGGAAACAGCAGAACUACUCUUGCUGUCCUGCUUGGUAAAUUCACCUCUCAUCCCUGGUCUGCGAGAUCAUUUUGUUCAUACCUCUUAGCCUUCAUCUUUACUUCUGAGCUACGUAGGAAAACAAAUUAUUUUCCUUCAGCGGUGACAGCAAAAGGAUAUCUUUGCUUUUGAUACUUACAUGACUGCAUCUACAGCUGCAGGGCCUCCGUCAGCCUAGGAGAGAUUAGGAAGGGCCCCAAGGAACAAAAAAGAAGACAGAAAAAGUACUGCCAAGGGGCGUGGGAUAGACCUGGCUGUUAUCCACAGUGUAAGGUAGUGACUGGGAUCUCUCCUAAGCUAGAUAGCACUGCAUUGGCUCCCUAAGCAAGUCAGGUGGCAGACCUGCAUUAAAAAAAACAGCAUGCAUUUUUACUACUUUCUAGGGCAUUUCUCCAGAUUCCCAUUAGCAGCCACAUGAGGGAAAGAGGGACUGUGCACUGGGUGGGAUGGGGGGUGCCCAAGUAAGCAAUUAAUAAAUGCUUUCUCAUCUUACCCAGCCCGGUAGGGUAGGUGACAUGCAAGGCACUCAGUCUCCACCUUUGUCGAGAACCUUUGUUCAGAAGCAGGCCAUGUCCACUCCUAGAUGGCAGGAAGGAGUCAGCUGUGUGUUCCCACAAGAAAUGGUGCAGGUCUCAUGUGUCCGUUGGUCUCUAGCUCGAAUUGGCACUGAAAGAGAAGGGGACAUAAGGGUGAGUGAGUGUUUUUUUGCAUCUUAGUAUAGCAGGAAUCCACACAGCUGAGGAAAACCCUCACAAGCUCCAGCUUAUGCAGCCCAACCAGGGCAAGGUACUGCCAUUAGAAGUAACCUGCUGAUUUCUCCCAGCCUGCCUCAUAAUUAAAUGACCAAAUGCUAGAAACAGCAUGACAUAGAGAAGAAGACUAACAGGUUACUGAAUGCUCUUAAAAGACUCUGAAAGCAAGGUACAAUUGGCAAUGCCUUGGGAACUAGGGAGUUACUUGUAUUGAUGACUGUUUGAUUUCGUGCUGCUGACUACUAUGCUGCUCCCUGACUUCUUCCAGGGGUGCUGCUGAAAUGGCUGCUAUACAACAAAUCUGAGCUGCUAGAGCCUGAGAAGGGCAUUCUGCUGCUCUCACCUUGGGACCAAGGGGCCCCAGUUCCCUGCUGCUGACUUGCCACACUGGCUGAGAUGCCCCUUCGCCACUCCUGUGUUGCUAAGCACAGAAAAAUGCUUUGCAGCCCAUCUUCCCCACUUUUGGUAUUUAAUUCCAUAGAGCAGGAAAAAAAUAAAGAGAGAGGAAGGCCUAUGUUUGCUGCCUUGCCCUUGCCAGAAAAGAAGAAGCAAGAGAAAGAAACCUGGAAUGUGGGUCUUGGCAGCAUGGCCAGCAAACUUCUGUACAUACACAAACAGAACCCAGCAGAGGACAGAAAACCCACGUGUCUGAGAGGGUCCAAAAUAAAUGCCAGUAGCUAGAGCUGGCUGCUUACCAAGCUGACAUUCUCUUGCUGGUUAUGGAGGCAAGAAAUCCCUUUGCUCGCAUGUGCAUCCUCCUUCCUCUGCAGCAUCUCUGCAGACUGCGGUCACGUUGGGUUCUGGAUGUUCCCACUGGUACAGCUUCCUUGGGCUUGGCCUUAGAGACAAAUUAAUGUGAGGUUGCACACAGGCAGCUGUAAAAGUAUUAAGCACUACUAUUCAUUUUGCCUGCAUGUUAAACUGGGUUUAACAUGUCUGACAGAAAUAAUCUGUCCAGCAAGUGGAGCUGGGUUUGGAUUUGCUGAAUUUUGGCAGCUACAAAAGAGACUGUCAAAGAAACAUGGCUCCAGCCAAACGUGCACAUUCAUGCCAACAGAGAGUAACCUAAUUUGUGCCAAGUAAGAUGCUACCUAUCAGCAGGAGGGAGAUGACAAAGCCAUCUUGCCUGUUUGUCUAUAUCACCUGCUUCUGUAGGAGAAGAAUGCAUCACUAAUCCUAGCUUGACAGAAUUUUAAUAAAUACAUACCUUCUAAUGGUUACCUAAAAGGAAACGUUUGGGUUAUGGCAUCUGAGAUGAGCUCAAGGUGAAUUUGAGCACUUUUCCCAUCAGACAGACCGUUUGUUUCAGAAGCUCGCUUGGGUGUAGAUGGAGACAUACUUCAGCCUGCUCAUCCCUCAGCAUAAAACUACCUAGCCUGCACAAAUAUGCUUUUCCCCACCUUUAUAGGAGCCAGUAGAAAGUUCAUUUUCCAAUUAGCAACUGGGAACACUUAGUGCCAGUACUUAAGGUGAGACCUUUUGGAUAUGCUCUGCAGUGAUUUCUGUGCAGAUACAGAGGCUUCACAGUUUGGCUGCACGUAAGAAGUGCUACUCAGAAGGGAGUGCAUACAUGCAGGCUGUGCUGAGUGCAGUCCCUCCUUGUCCCAUGGUCCUUAUCCCUCUUCCUUUCCUGCUAGCUUUGCCUUCUCAGAUCUGUAUUUCAGAAGCACCUGAAGAGGGGACAGAGAGGGCAGCCUGCAGCUUGCACCCUGUCCCGCACCAGGAAAGAGCUCCAGGCUGAGAUGGUUCACUCCAUACUACUCAGAAUGGGAAAACUUUUGAGGCUCUUCUUCCUCCUGGGUUCAUUUACAUAGAGUUCAUUUACAUCAAGUUAGAAUGCAAGUUCACAGGUAUGACAAACCCCUCUGUGAAUGCUGGUCCCCAGGCCUACUGCAGUGAUCUGGGAAGAGGCUCUGACCCCAAAAGGUAUUCCUUUAUAAUGUGUGGCUAACUAACAUGCUGAGUCCUACUCUGCUGCCACUGUGAAGAGGCCAUGCUCUCAAGAGUACUUCUCUACAAGAACAUCCCUAGUGCAUUACUAUGCUUGCUCCCAGGUGAGGUAUGUACCAAACUACCCAUUCUCCAGCAUACAAUCAGGUAGCUCUCUAUCUGAGUUUCCCUUUCCCAACCAGGAUAACAGGCUGACGACUUUCUAAUUUAAAAGCUAGGAAUUUCUGGUUCCACAGAACACUGGAAGUGGCACAGAGCUGAAGCUGCAUUGCUCAGUGCUCGCAGCACUGCUGGCUAGGGGCAGGAGGGGCAAUUCUGUCAUGUUUCUCAGGGCAGCUGGCAGAACUGUGUUGGCAGAACUCUGAAGUAUGUGCUCAACAUAGAGAUCAUUCCAGCAGGGUCUGCUGCCAUUGAGAAGUUUCAUGGUGGGUUCGUGUAGAUUCUGGCUCGGUCUUUUCAGACAGUCUCAGUACUAGUUUAAAUAUCCAGCAGGGGCUUGCUUAAAAACAACUCAAAACAGAGACUCUUAAACCAAAGCACCUGAGGUAAGUAGCUUGCAAAACAUUUGUAUCAGUGUAGUUGCUGAGGUGUAACUGUGCUGACUUUCUGGCCCGUUCCCUCUGCCUGGCAUGCUCUGAUCCCUGUGCUUUGCACCCUCCCCUGCACGAUUCUCUUUGUGCCAUAAUACGUUUCUUUUUUAGAUGUGCACACUGGCCAAAUAAUAUCCUCAUGUCUUUAUUGACUGCCGACUGAGAUUAUUCCCUGACCUAGCCAGACAGCAUGGGCUUCAACCCUCUGCAUGGAUCCUGGUGGGCCAUGCUCCCCUCUCCCACACGUUUUGCAGGGCUUGCUAUGGCUUUUCCCUCUCCCCACACACCUCUGCUGCCGGACAAUCAUUCCCUUUGUCAUGGAUGGACUGACCUGGUGCUGUCCCUGCUUGCCUUCCCUUGAUGCAGUCUGUACGCCCUUUAAGUGAAUGUGUUUUGUUUGUUUUCUUAUUUUCUUCAGUAGGGAAAAGACUUCCUUCUGCGGAAGGAGUUAUAUUUGCACAUGGCUCAGGGAGGUACCUCCUCUGGCCGUUUCUGUUACCUCACUCAUGUAGGCCAAUUCCAUUGCUAACGUUAAAUGGCCACCCUUCCCCAACCCAAACUCCAAGAAUCGUUAGGGAAUAAAACAAAUGUGCAGCUCAGGUUCUACAGCCGCUUGGUCGUGUCUCAGUCUUGGCCCAAAUUGCCCCAGCAGUGUAAGGAGGUGGGAGAACGGCUGUUGCAAAGCAGCUCUACCCAGCAAAGAGGUGGAGCCUGCGCCACACACGUGCAUUCCAGUCUUUGCAAGCCCACCUCCCCUGGGAUAGCACUUAGCAGAGCAGAUACAGCAGCACUAACCUGGCUCUUGGCCCGACGAGCUCAGAGCAGAGGGAGGAGCAGCAGAACCAUCGCAGCGUACAUCUCUGACCACCAGGACUGGCACUGUGUGGCUGUGGCACCUCUGGGACGUGGUCACUCUCACUGCAGUUCAUCUCAUCACAUGCUCCAGGGCUGGGUAAAGCUGCUAUAAACACCCUGGAGUGUGUUCUGCCCACCUGAGCCCCACAUCCUGCAACCCCGAUCGCUGCCGCAAUUGCAGAUUAAUGAGGAUCUCCUCGUGUCAGCAAGGCGAGGGAACGGUCAUACAAAAACCCAUGGGUGUGCAUUCCCCUUCUGGAUUUCAGCACCAGGGCCAGGGAAGCAGAGGGCUGUUGGCCACAGCCUGCAGCACCGCCAUGAACUUCAGGGUGGGCUGGGGGAGGACCCGUGGUUUUGUUUUAGGAGUUGUUGAACUGUCAUCAGGUUUGCGCUGUGCGCAAAACGCGAGGAAAUGAUGAUGAAACUUACCUGCUAGAACCUAGGAAUUGUAAAGGCUAUGCAGCCAAAACUCCAUGUAAGUAGCUAGUACAAUGGAAGUACGGUAUAAAUUAAACAGAAGUCUAUCAAACAACA
Molecule: messenger RNA, 9293 nt
Organism: Gallus gallus (chicken)
Lineage: Eukaryota; Metazoa; Chordata; Aves; Galliformes; Phasianidae
Gene: GRAMD1B
Product: GRAM domain containing 1B
Exons: 24
Coding region: 743-3490 (915 amino acids)
Biological process (GO): intracellular sterol transport
Cellular component (GO): endoplasmic reticulum membrane; endoplasmic reticulum-plasma membrane contact site; plasma membrane
Molecular function (GO): sterol binding; sterol transfer activity
Source: RefSeq, a predicted model, not a curated record